AUGCCUUUGGGAGGGUCCGUCCUCCGCUUUCUCCGCCAGGCCCUUCCAGCCUUGGAGGACUACAUCGGCCAUUUUGCAUCGCACGAAGAGCUGCUCCAGCUGGAGCCAGCCAACUUUGUUCAAGCCAAGGUGGACGGGGACAUCUCCACGCCAGAAGCGAAACAAUGCAUCUUAGAGCAACAGCAGAAGGAGCUCGAGGUUCUGGAUUCCAUCCCCGAGUCCGUGGUCAUCGGCCUCUACGAGGUCUCGUGCCACGAGAUCCGCAAGAGCUUCGCGGGCAAGCACAGGAAGAUCCAAGAACUGCUCCUGGAUAUGCUCUUGACCCGAUUCCGCGAUGGUGCGCAGGAGAUCGUGGAUGGCUAUUCAGGGAUUUUCUCGCAGCUGAGAAAGACACCCAAGGAUAUUGAGGAAGUGGCCAACAUGCGGGAGUACAUUGCGACCAUCCCGGCGGAGAUACUGAAGCUCGCUCCAGAGACCAAGAGGUGCUUGGAUACCUAUAUGGUUCUGGAGGAGUUUGGAGUGCAACUCACCGCCGACGACUUCUACCAACGCUGGCGGGUCUUCGGAUGUCCCAAGUCCACGUACGACCUGGUGUCCAAGGUGGAGGAUGACAUCAAAGAGUUGGAGGCGCAGUUCGAAGCGGCCCAGAUGCAAGAGCAGGCCGACUUCGAUGAGAGCAUCGUGGACAUGGCCAAGACCAUCGAGAAUUUCUCUCAAUAUUCGGUCGCUCGUUGCCAGCGGCACGAGCAGAAUUGGUGGGCGCAGAAGUGCGUGGAGCUUCAAGUGGAUGGACACGGGACAGACUUUGAGAAGCUGGAAGAGAUCCACGAGAACGUGGAGAGUGUCAACGAGCGCUUGAAAUCCGCAGCAUCCCAAGCGAAGCUCUUCAACUCGCGCGAAGCGCUUUUUGGAAAGGAGGUCACAGACUAUGGCAUGAUCGCGCAGCUCACCAAAGAGUCGGAGAGACCUAGUGCGCGAUGCACUGGGGACAACAUUGGAAAGCUCAUGCGCAGUGAGACCAUCGCGCCUGUGCCGACCUCGUCGGUCCCCUCCUUCCUCCGACACAUCGAUCCGACGGAAGAAGGAGGGUCGUCCACCGGACCGUUGCCAGUUGGGACGGUCUGGGGAGGAGUGGACCUUUUCAGCAAGUGGAUGCCAAGUUCUGCGAGAGCAGCGUCACGGCAGAUGCCUCAGGGAGAGUGGAGCGAUGAGCGAAGCCUAGGUGCGAACCGUGGAUCGUAUCGCGAGUUGGUUUGGGUAAUGAUCUUUGAGUCGACCUUAUCCCUGAGCAACGGAUCCCAAGUCUUGCGGCACAUCGUGCACGGCUUUACGAGCAGCGCAUGUCUGACAUAUGCACAGCUGGCGGGCGCCAAGACACUCUACAAGGCGGUCAAAGCUUUUGAGAAGCGCGAGAACUGUGAUGAGGUGCUGCAGAUUGCAAAGAACAUCAAGGAGCAAAUUGAUGACUUUGUUCCCAAAGUGCCCUUGGUGGUGGGACUGAAUCCGGGCAUGGCCGAUCGGCACUGGGAACAAGUGUCGAAUCUGAUCGGGACGCCCGUGCAACCCACGAUGGAGAAUUUCACCUUGGAGAACUUCAUUGAGCUCGGCUUGGUGCCUCAUGCUGCAGCCAUCGCGGACAUCGGCGACCGGGCCGGCAAGGACGUACGGAGCCGUUUGUGGACGUGGAAGGCGGAGCGGAGCCACAAGGUCCAAUGUCCCUGUGCCAUGUCGCACCAGGAGAGAAACAUUGAGACGCAGCUCAAGACGAUGCAGGCUGCCUGGGACAAGGUCUUCUUCGACUGCAGCGAGCCUUACCGGACAACGGGCACGUACAUCCUCAAAGGUGCUGACGAGGUUAUGGCCGUCUUAGAUGAACAGAUCGUGGUCACCCAGGCGAUGCAGUUUUCGCCCUUCAACAAGCCCUUCAAAGAGGAGAUCGACGAGUGGAACGAGAAGCUCAUGUAUGUGUCAGAGUGCUUGGAUCAAUGGCUGAAAGUCCAACGAGCCUGGAUGUACUUGCAGCCGAUCUUCGAUUCGCCUGACAUCAUGAAGCAGCUGCCGACAGAGGGCAAAAAGUUUAAGGUCGUAGAUGGAAAAUGGCGGCAAACCAUGAGCCGUGUCCAUGCCAAUGGCCACGCGCUCACGCAAUGUACACAGGAAGGCUUGCUGCAGCAGUGGCAAGUGGUGAACAAGGAUUUGGAUAUGGUCCAAAAAGGCUUGGACGAUUAUUUGGCCACGAAGUGUGCUGCCUUCGCGCGGUUUUACUUCCUCUCCAAUGACGAGCUUUUGGAGAUCCUUUCCCAGACCAAGGACCCCUUGCGUGUGCAGCCCUUCCUGUCAAAGGUCUUCGAGGCGGAGUUGUUGCUGAAUGUUGAUGAGUCCUCUCUGAGCGUUCGAGGUUUCCCUCAGAUCUUUUUGGGCAACCAGCCAGUGGCGCGCCGCGCCGGUGCGAUGAAGAAGCUGACCUUCACUGACUCUUUGGUCGCUACACAGAUGCACUCCAAAGAGGGGGAAAUCAUUGAUUUCGUGAACCCAGUCUCCACGAAAGACAAGAAUGUGGAGACCUGGAUGACCGCUGGGGCACCUGUGGUCACUGGGCAUCCGGACGUGCGCCACGAGUCUCCCGCCAUGGGGGAUGAAUCGAAGAUGACCAUGGACGCCGUGGCGGAAUUGGUGUUUGAGCAGUUCCAUGAAGAGAAGUUUCAAGCAGAGGUCGAAUCCUUUAUCCUCACCCAUUUCGAAGAGUUUGCGGUGGCUUUGCCGGAUGGCAGCUGCCCCAUGCAUUGGGUGACCACACAUCGGAAGUACAAGCAGAUCUAUGAGAAACGACUGCUGAAGAUCUUGGACGACUGCGAUGCAGAAGCGACCAGCUUCAUGGACCGUUGCGGGAGGAAACAGCUUUUCGGCGGCUCCCCGGGCGUGCGCUGUGGGCGGAAAAGCCUCCAUGGCGCCGUCUUCGCGCAGCCGCUGUGGGCGGCGCUGCGGGCGGCGGCGUCCCAGGGGGCUCAAGCUGCCAGAGCCGCCCUUGUUGGUGGCUGGGGCGAUUGGCCCUUGUGCAUGUGCCUGGUCACGCCUCUACGCACCGCCCUCUCGUUGGCGAGCCAACAGCCCCACGCGACGGCCUGGCAGAUCUACAGUUCGAUCUGGCAGCAGGGCCCAGCUACAGCUUGGACCGGAGCGACGAUCAACCUCCUCACCAGCAGUCCCAUGUUCAUCGUGCUUGGCCCUUUGUAUCAUUUCUGGAAGGAACGUGUUGGAGGAGUCAUGGCCGUGGUUUUCUCUUCGAUGGUCGAGUCACUUGUGACGUAUGGGCCGCAAACCGUCACAGCGCAGAUGGCGGUUUGGGGGCACAGAAGUACCUCCAUGGCCGAGGUGCUUUGCCCCUAUGGGCCGGGUGUGGUGAUCAUGACGUUGAGGAAUGCCGUCGCGAUGAGUGGGAUCCGACUGCUGAGCGAGCCCUUCGAAAGGGCUUUGCUGUGGGGAAUUGACCAGCUUAGUUUGCCGAUGCCCAAGGGGAUGGUGACCUUUAUGGCGGACUUAUUGGCUUCCUCGGUCACAUCGAUACUCAGCGCGCCCCUCAAUCAACUCUAUACAUUUGCGGUGAUUGACCUGGAAUACCAACAGGCAGGGUACUUGGAGAAGUGGCCGCUGUGUUGGCUCUUCUUGUCAAGCACCUACUUGGUCUGGGGCAACGAUGGGCAUUGGCAUGGCUUCUCAAGCACUUUGCCUCGGGACUUGCUCUUGCGAUGUGUUUUCCACGCUACCCUAAUGAGCUUGUUCGCAUUGGCGGAAAGGAUCUCAGUGAAUCUUUGGGCCAGGUUUGAUCCUGCCAACCUGUCGGAUGCGGACGGCCUCGGGGCGGAACUGUCCAUUGCAAACGCAAAUGACGCUGAUGGGAUUUGUCCAUCUCUGGGCUACAAGAAUCGUGUUCAUCAGCGGUUCCGCAGCGUAGGCUCGUGCGAGCACGUGGCUUCCAUGGCCAAGCCAGGGAAGGAAGCCAACCAGGAAAUCUCAAAGACCCGAGCAAUGGACUACUUGGGUGCCUGCUGCGAGGUCUACGGCGAGGAUCCUGGCUUCCAACGGCUUUGGGCAGGUCUCACGGCCGGCGAAGAUUUCCAGGCCUUCCAGCAACUCAUGUUCGAUGCCGUGCGAGAGAAUUGGGAGCCAGAUGAGCACCAACUGCCGACUCCGGGGUACCAGUUGCACCAGGUCGACGUGGCGAUUCCGGAAGGCGCUGCGCCGGGCACCCUGCUGCGAGUCACCUACCUGGGCUACGCCCAUGAAGUGCCUGUUCCCCCAACCGCUGAGGGUGCCGCCCGUGUCGCGCUGCAAGUGCCCCUGCCGGCGCCGCCCCCCGCGGCGGCGUGGCAAGCGCCAGUGGAAGUGGAAAAUGAGAUGAUCUCUGGUGUGCGCAACGUUUGUCGCAUUGGAGUGGAGUCAUACCCAGAGCUGCCACGCACCGAGUGGGUCUUGCAGAAUCCGGGACAAGUUUGCCUGAACUCCAGCCAAGUUCAUUGGACUGCUGAAGUGGAAGAUGCCAUUAAAAACCACACGGUGGAGAGCUAUUUCACCCGACUCAGCGAACAACUGCUGGACCUGGUGCGCCUGGUACGAGGCGACAUCACUAAGCUCCAGAGGGAUGGCAACACCUUUGGCAAAGCUUGGGUCCAUGAGGGACCUGUUGAACAGUGGCGUGGAGCCUUGGCCGCGGCCAUUCUUUUCGGGAUGCAUUCCGCCUGGUACCAUACCACAUCCAUGGUGGAGGAUCAGGAUGACCUAGACUUCACCUCUGACCUCUACGCGCUCACCGAAAGUAGCACCGAUGAGCUCUUGAACUCUUGGAAGGUCUUUACCGUCCUCAAGGACGACAGUGACCAACACCGACGCUUGGAGAACGCCGCCUGGCGGCUCCAUGCCAUGCAGCGGCUGCAGAAGACACCCACCUUCGAGGCUGCCUCGAAGGAUUCCUGGGCAGCGGAUCAGCUCUUGGGGGUGUGCUUGAAGAACAACUUGAAGAAUGAGACCAUCGAUGACAUCCUACAGGUGCUCCAGCACAUGAACUUCCAACCGGAAGAUGUGCCGAACACGUCCCGUGAGUUGCGAGAACUGCCUCACGAGACGCGCCCGGUGUGUGCCAUCUUCACGCACAGCUUGGAGAGGAACGGCGCGAACAAUUUCUGCCUCUACAUCGCGAGAUUGCUGAAGAAGAGUCAGCCUUUGACGGUUUUUUCGCCCAAGGCCGGGCCCAUGAAGGAAGACUUCGAAAAGUUGGGUUUGGAGGUGACCAUCGUCGACACGACCGCGCCGAGCUUUCUGAAAGAUCUCAGCGGGGCCUUGCGGGAGCGAAAGGUGGGCCUGGUGUUGGCCAACACGAUCAUGCGAUGCGACAUCAUUUUGAUGGCCGCGGAGCUUCAGAUGCCCAGUGUUUGGGUGAUCCAUGAGUCCUGGCCCCAGGACCAGCUGGAUCACUAUGCCAAGGAGGUCUUCAUGUGCAAAGACAUCGAUGCAGCAGUGAUCAAGAGAGCCUUUGCUGCGGCGGGCACCAUCGUCUCCCCUUCCGACAUGCAGCGGCACUUGUACGACGGCAUGUUCCGACCUGAGGCCGGGCAUACCAUCUACAAUGGGAUCCCCCUUCAGCAGCUGAACCAGUUCAAGCAGAAGGAAGAUCGCAGAAAAGUGCGAGCAGCCUUGGGCUACACAGAUGAAGACUUCGUGGUGUUGCACCUGGGGACCGUUUGCAGCAGGAAAGGUCAAGUCUUCUCGGCCACCGCCUGCUCCAAGCUCAUUCAAGAGGACGGCUGCAAGAACCUGAAGCAACUCAUCGUGGGCGCACGAUACAUUCGGGAUCACGAGAUCAAAUACAUCGACGAGAUCUUUAAGGUGGCUGCCUCACAUGGAGUGUCCUGCAAGCGUUGGGAGAACCUGACGGAGGAUGAGAUCGGAAAGCCACAGAUCACCAUCAUGGACAUCCAGGCGGCGGUCUUACGCUUCUACAUGGCCGCUGAUGUGGUUCUCGUCGCCUCGCUCAACGAAGUGCUGCCGCUGGUGAUUUGCGAGUCCAUGGCUUUCGAGCGCCCCGUGGUGUGCAGCGACAUCGAUGCGAUCCCAGAGGCCUUGACCGAUGGCGUAGAGGGCUAUUUGGUGCCGCCGGCGAACGCAGAUGCCAUCCGGCAGAAGGUCUUAAAGCUCUACCGUGAUCCGGAGCUCCGACGCCGUAUGGGCCAGGCUGGAAGAGCCCGUGUGUUGCGACAGUUCAGCUAUGAGCACAUGGGCGAGCGCUACCGGGAACUCUUGGACACCGUACGCAGUUCACCUUCAUCGGUUCCGGUGACACAAGGCUUGAGUGAGUUGAAGGGGAAGACGGUGCUGGUGGACAUGGACAACACCCUGGUGGACUGGGACGGCGAGUUCAUCCGCCGCUUCGCCAAGGCCAGCGGCCGAGCCAUCGAGGAGGUGGAAGAGAUUGUGCGGAACCGAAAGAAGUUCGAGAUUGAGGAGAAUUUCCCCGAGGCGGACCGUGCGCUGGUCUUGGACGUCAUCGCCUCUCCGGGCUUCUACGAGGUCUUAGAGCCCCUCCCCGGGGCGGUCGAGGCCUUGAGCACUCUGGUGACUUCUGGUGUCGACGUGAAGUUGCUCAGUGCUCCACAUCCCGUGUGCGCCGCGAGCUGCGCGAGGGAGAAAUUCCUCAGCGUGGAAAGGCUGUUGGGUGAGGAGUUCCUCGAGAGGUUGAUUAUCACCCGCGACAAGACGCACGUGCAAGGGGAGAUCUUGGUGGAUGAUAAGCCUCAGGUCACUGGACGAAAGGCGGCCGUGUGGAAACACGUGCUCUUCAACCAAUCCUACAACCAGGACGUGCAGGGCAAAGUGAGGAUGCAUUCUUGGUCGCAAUGGGCUGAGACCUUGCCAGGACACCUCAGAGCUUCCUUUCAGAUGAUUUUCUCGCUCUUUGUCAGGAUGAGCAUCGGGGCCUUGGUAGUCAUUGAUGUCCACGCGAAGGAUACUGUGGAGAAGUUGGCCAAGGAGAAGAUCGACGAUUGCAUGUCGUUUGAAUGGAUCUCUCAGCUUCGCUACUAUUGGGAGAUGGACGACCGCAACGCUGAGAACAUGUGGGUGCGAAUGGUGCAGACUCCGUUCCCCUAUGGCUACGAGUAUUUGGGCAAUUCCUUCCGUCUGGUGAUCACACCCUUGACUGACAUGUGCUACAUGACAUUGAUGGGUGCCCAAAGCCUCAACCUGGGCGGUGCGCCGGCGGGGCCCGCGGGGACCGGAAAAACGGAGACCACGAAGGACUUGGCCAAGGCACUGGCGAAGCAGUGUGUGGUGUUCAACUGCUCUCCGGAGAUGGAUUACCUCAUGGUGGGGAAGUUCUUCAAGGGUUUGGCCUCCAGUGGUGCUUGGUGUUGCUUCGAUGAAUUCAACCGCAUUUACAUCGAGGUGUUGAGCGUCAUUGCGCAGCAGCUGUUGCAGCUUUUCAGCGCCAAGCGAGAACUCACCAGCUACAACGACACCGUGGAGCUGGAGUUUGACUCCACCUUGAUCACCAUGAAACCAACGUUUAACGUCUUCAUCACGAUGAACCCCGGAUAUGCCGGCCGCAGCGAACUUCCGGACAACCUGGCCGCACUCUUCCGACCAAUGGCCAUGAUGGUGCCCGACUAUGCGAUGAUCGGUGAAAUCAGUUUCUAUGCCUUCGGCUUUGAGAAGGGCCGGCACUUAGCCAAGAAGAUGGUCACCACAUUCCAGCUCUGUAGUGAACAGCUCUCUGCUCAGAGUCACUACGACUAUGGCAUGCGCGCGGUGAAGACCGUGAUCGAAGCGGUAGGGCUCAACAAGCGGAAGUAUCCGGAUCAGAGCGAAGCACAGAUCCUGCUACGAGCCUUGCAAGAUGUGAACGCCCGGGUGCCCAAGUUCUUGAAGGAUGACUUGCCACUCUUCUACAACAUCAUCUCAGAUCUCUUCCCAGGAGUUGAGAAGCCUGCUAUUGACUACGGAAAGCUGGAUGAGAUGGCUCAAGAGAAGUCGAAAUCCUUCAACUUGCAACCUACGGAUUACUUCAUCAAGAAACAGUUUGAGCUCUUUGAUAUGAUCCAGGUGCGCCAUGGCAUGAUGCUGGUGGGACCCACCGGUGGUGGCAAGACCUGCUGCUACCGGACCUUGCAGGCUGCUUGCACGGCCCUGGUGGAACCAAAGGACACGGAGUCGCCGUUCCAGAGGACUCACGUGCACGUGUUGAACCCCAAGGCCAUCACCCAGAAUCAGCUCUAUGGCGCGUUCGAUGAGGUGACGCGCGAGUGGUCGGACGGGGUGGCAGCGGAGUUGAUCCGGAAUGCCACACGUGACAACCACAACCCCGAUCAUCACUGGGUGAUGUUCGAUGGUCCGGUGGAUGCUUUAUGGAUCGAAAGUAUGAACACGGUGCUGGAUGACAACAAGAAGCUUUGCCUGGUGAGUGGCGAAAUCAUCGCCUUGACAGCGAAGAUGCGGAUGCAGUUUGAGGUGGAAGAUUUGGAAGUGGCAUCGCCGGCCACUGUCUCCCGCUGUGGCAUGAUCUACAUGGAGCCUGAGAGUCUUGGCUAUCAGCCCUUCUUCGACUCCUGGCUGCAGACCUUGCCAGAGACUUUCUCCUUCAAGCCAGUUUUGGAAGACACCUUGCGGAAGCUCUUGACGGAUUGUGUGGCAGAACGCCACUCCUGGGACCUUCAGACACCCGACCCCCGUGCAGACCGACCGGACCGCGCCCCGACCGCCAUGGCGAGCACGGCGCAAAGGACAUGGGAGCUGGAGAACCAGGUAGUUCAAGUGGAUGAUGCUCAGAUCUACGCCUUCGAUCAGUCUGAACAAGACGCCAUCUUUGAGAAGAAGCCUUGGAAGGAGGACGUGAACUUCUUCAAGUCUGUGCGCAUGUCCGCGGUGGCCAUGAUCAAGAUCGUGAUGCACGCCAAGUCUGGCGCACCUCUAGAAGUCAUGGGCCUCAUGCAGGGCAAGGUCACCGCAGAUCGCGAGUUUAUCAUCAUGGACGCUUUCCCUUUGCCAGUAGAGGGCACUGAGACACGCGUGAAUGCCGGUGCGGGCGCCAAUGAGUUUAUGGUGACCUAUACCGAGACCAGUGAGCGCAUUGGCAAGGUGGAGAACAUAUGUGGAUGGUACCAUUCCCAUCCAGGCUAUGGAUGCUGGCUGAGUGGGAUCGAUGUACAAACACAGAUGACCUACCAACAGCAUCAAGAGCCCUUCCUGGCCGUGGUAGUGGACCCGGUGAGGACCUGCGCCUCCGGGAAGGUGGACAUCGGUGCUUUUCGGACCUACCCGGCGGGGCAUCAGCCACAAGAGGACGGGCCCAAUGAGUACCAACCCAUCCCCUUAGAUAAGAUCGAAGACUUUGGAGUUCACUGCAAGCAGUACUACAGCCUUCCGAUCGAAGUCUUCAAGAACAGCUUGGACAACACCAUCUUGGAGCUACUGUGGAACAAGUACUGGAUCGACACCUUAUCCAGCUCCCCCUUGUUGCACAACCGGGGAUUUUGCAAUCAGAUGAUCCAGGACUGCGUGCAGAAGAUGGACCAGAUCGACAUGACUGCAGUGUCUCAGUCCCGGUUCCGCGUGGCGAUGAUGGAGCCCCGGAAGCGGAAGGACGAGAGUUUGCUGAACAAGGUCGCCAUCGAUGCCUCAAAGAACGCCGGCGAACAAGUGCAGGGGCUCACCAGCCAGGUCGUGAAGUUCGCCCUUUUCCAGGGACGUGCAUCCUGUUCCUGUCGGCACGAGACCGAGCAGCCGACACCUAUGGAGAGUUGAGAUGUACAGCCCAGCAGUGGACAGCAGUGGGCAUCGGAUCAAAAGGAAG
Molecule: messenger RNA, 9838 nt
Organism: Durusdinium trenchii
Lineage: Eukaryota; Dinophyceae; Suessiales; Symbiodiniaceae
Source: the annotation of a GenBank genome assembly